This is a messenger RNA of Racocetra fulgida, 330 nucleotides long. Lineage: Eukaryota; Fungi; Glomeromycota; Glomeromycetes; Diversisporales; Gigasporaceae. The record is from the annotation of a GenBank genome assembly.
AUGACUGGUGGUGCAGCUGUAAGUGGUUCCGCAAAGGCCAAUAAAAAAGCCGUGAACAAACAGAAAUACGUUAUUGAUGCAUCGGCACCUUCUCAGGAUAAGAUUUUUGACUCAGCAGCUUUCGAAAAAUUUCUUCAUGAUCGAGUGAAAAUUAAUGGCCGUACAGGUCAAUUAGGUGAUAUUGUUACUAUAAGUCGUAGCGAAGAUCAUAAAAUUACAAUUACCACCACCUCUCAUGUUUUUUCCAAGCGGUAUAUGAAAUAUCUUACCAAAAAAUUUAUGAAGCAACAUCGUAUUCGUGACUGGUUGCGUGUUGUCGCUACUGAUCUG